GGUGAAUUUAUCAGACUCGUUCUAACCGAUAUCAAAUAUGGAUUGUAACCAUUCAAACGGUGCCGAAAGAUCAGGAAUGCAUAAAGAAAAGCAAGGAAAUACUAAGAAAGAAGAAUGGGGCCGGAAGUUGGACUAUAUCUUAACAAUUCUCGGUUUUCUCGUAGGAUUUGGUAACAUCUGGAGGUUUCCGUAUGUCUGUAUGAAAAAUGGCGGAGGAGCUUUCCUGAUACCGUAUGUCCUGACGCUAUUCUUCAUGGUUGCUCCGUUAUAUUUCUUGGAAGUUUCUCUAGGACAGUUUUCCGGGAAGUCUUACCGAGAUGUUUGGAGUUAUUGUCCACUAAUCAAAGGAAUGGGUUUAGGUAUACAAAUCAUGGUUCUGCCCGGAUUGUGCUACUACAUCAUGCUGCUGGCUUGGGUAUUUAAUUACAUGUACUACUCUUUCCAAUCCCCGCUACCCUGGAGUACGUGUGGAAACGAAUGGAACACGCCUUACUGCUUCAGUUUUGCGGACAACAAACAACAGCAACUGAUGACAAACCUUUCUACCACGUAUAGUCCAAACUCUACAGGUCAAGGCCUGGAUAACUAUACAAUGCAAUACAACAUCAGUAAUAUUAACGACCAGUUCAUGUCAAAGGUCAACUCGAGUCUGACGAAUGAGACAUUAGGGGCGAUGAAAGGUCACAGUGCGGAGGAGGAAUUCUGGCAGUGAGUGUUAUCAGGACAUUUUCGUAAUGUCGUAUUUGUCCAUAUUUUUUAUAAGAUAACAAAUGCAGCAUAUGAAAUGACCAUAAUUGACAAAUAGGAUAGAUAAAUGAAACAGAAGUUUAAUUUGUCGAAAAUGUAUUCUUUUUUGGCUCCAAAAUCGCAGAGAAUUGCCUUUGAUUGCAUCUGUCAAAAACAAUAAGUCAGCACCCAUGCUGUUUAGCCUUUGUGGCGUUCUAACGUCACACUCUAUGUCUUACAUACGUAAGCAUAUGGCGUCAUUUUAGAUUUAUUUCAAUAUACCAGAUUUUGAUUUUUUGUUUAUUUAUGGAGGAACAUGUUAUGUCAUAUGUCAUAUACAUUUGUAUAAGACAAAGCAGCUAAUCUUUACAUUUAAAUGUGUUAUUCGUCCGUUUAUGUUGAUGUGAUUUCUGCUCUUUUAAGUUAUCAUAUCGUCUUUGUACUUUAAAAGUGAAUGUUUGGUUUAAAUGACGUUCACGGAUUACAGGUACGCUGCGUUUACGUGCCAGCACAAAAAUUAAUCAUAAUGUAAAAUUAUUUUGAACUGCUUUUCUCGGCAGGUUGCCGUUUGUGAUACAUUUCAACGAGAUUUAUGAUUAAAAUCAAGAAAUAAAUGUAGCCCCAAUCGCAAGAAAAUGUGCGUGAAUAUAUUCAUUUGAUAAUUUUAAGAAUCGAGUAAAGACAUUGAGUGUGAGUCCUUUUUAAAUUGUAUAUAUAUAUAUAUAUAUUGUAGAUACAAGGUGCUAGACAUAUCCGCUGGACUGGAACACAUCGGUUCGCUCAAUGGAAAUUUAGUAUUAUGUGUAGCCAUGGCAUGGGUUGUAAUAUACUUGUGUGUUAUUAAGGGCAUCAAGUCGACAGGAAAGGUAGAGCAACAUAGCCACUUUACAGGGACGUGUCUGUAAUUUACGACGGACGACCAAUUUUCUUGGUCCUCUCAUCGUCUAAGCUUCUUUCGUGUCUUUUUACUUCUGACUUUGUUCCUGAUAAUUCAAUUUGCUUCACAAUUUCUCUUUGAUAAAUACAUCUUUGAGCUCAAUGAUAUCUGGGAUCCUUAUCCUAUCCCAUUUUCCC
Pecten maximus is the source of this 1800-nucleotide messenger RNA. RefSeq names its product sodium- and chloride-dependent creatine transporter 1-like. Bases 38 to 712 code for a protein of 224 amino acids. Lineage: Eukaryota; Metazoa; Mollusca; Bivalvia; Pectinida; Pectinidae. The transcript has 3 exons. The record is from RefSeq and is a predicted model, not a curated record. Gene Ontology annotation, cellular component: membrane. Gene Ontology annotation, biological process: sodium ion transmembrane transport.